AUGCAUGACGGUCGCAAGGAAGACCCUUUCACGUGGGAGUCGUCAGUGAGGCUCACUCUUGUGGGGAGAGAGGAAGAACUAGGGAUGUAUUUGGAAGAGAGGGAGGGUCGGAAGAGGAAGUGGCACCAGGGCGAAGCCGACGGGAAGACCAUGCGGCGGGAGGAGAGCGACGAAAAGGAGCCGAGGAAGAUGCCACCAAAGAAAGUUAUGGCAUCACUGGGCGAGAUGGGUGGCAGCGGUACCAGCUCGUCCUCAUCGCAUAUGUCGCCGGGAUGGCAGGUCAACGACCUAGACCUCGAUCUGCCCGGUGAACUGUCCAUGAAUGAGGCGCUGCUAUCGCUGCCCUCGCUGUCGGUGUUCAAGCAAGAGGCGCCAUCGCCGACGGGGGCCGUGCUGUCUCCGCCGCGCCGCGCUUGGCCCUGUACGCGACGCCUGGAUGAACGACAGAUAACCAGCAUGGUGGUGGACAGUGUGAAUCGCGACGGUGUGGAAGAUGGCUCGUGCCAACAGUCGCCGCCACACAACGCCGCAAUGAUGACACAGCAUUCUGGCAGCCCGGAGAUCCAGUGCCAAGCGGCCGUACCACCGGGCGCAUUAAUGCCGAUGAGCGGCUACCACUCGCCUGGCACUCAGGAGAACAAAACUGCAGGACUCUUGAUGUGCUCGCCUGUGAACUCGCUGGACGGUUUUCUGCACUCACCUGUACAGCAGCGCUCCGAGUCAAGCUUCAAAGACGACACAAGGUUCCAGUAUGUACUGGCUGCAGCAACGUCCAUCGCCACGAAACAGAACGAGGAGACUCUAACCUAUCUCAACCAAGGCCAACCUUACGAGAUCAAACUCAAGAAACUCGGUGAUCUCUCGCACUAUAAAGGCAAAAUAUUCAAGAGCGUGAUCAAGAUUUGUUUUCACGAGCGGCGAUUGCAGUACAUGGAGCGCGAGCAGAUCGCACAGUGGCACGCUGAACGGCCCGGCGAGAGAAUCGUUGAGGUGGACGUGCCUCUAUCGUACGGUGUGAUCAGAGUGGAACAUCCGGCAAGCCUAAACGCUCUCCAUGUGUUCUGGGAUCCGACCAAGGAUGUUGGUGUCUACAUCAAGGUGAACUGCAUCUCCACAGAGUUUACGGCUAAGAAGCAUGGCGGUGAGAAAGGCGUGCCUUUUCGCAUACAAGUUGAAACGUACCUCGCCAGUGAUGACCUUACCCGUCUUCACGCCGCUGCGUGUCAGAUCAAGGUGUUCAAGUUGAAAGGAGCAGACAGAAAGCAUAAACAAGACCGCGAGAAGGUGAUGCGAAGACCUCGUUCCGACCUCGAGAAAUACCAACCGGGAUGUGAGGCCACCGUGCUUACUACGCUGUCGAACGACGCUCUUAUGCCGCCGCCAUCACUGGUCACGACAUCACCGCCUUACUCACCGGAGCUUUGUGUGGCCCCAAAGACAGUUGCAAACCCAAUGGUGGUGAACAAACCUGUUUUGCCACAACCUGGCAUUCUUGCCUCCAACCAGAUGAAACCACUGUAUUGUUCAGAUGAAGGCGAUGUCAAAGUGACCAGUCCGCCAUGUCACUCGCCUGGUUCCAUCUUGCCAGAUCUGCCUCAAGCUGCUGAAGAUCCCGACAAGAACUGUGGACUGUCAAAGGAUGCGACAUCUUCGGAGACUCAGUCGUGGCUAUCGUUGAAUCGUUUCUCGCAACAUGCCGCCACCUUUGCCAACUUUUCGGGCGCUGACUUGCUCCGAUUAUCCCGUGAUGACAUUAUACAGAUCUGUGGCUUGGCCGACGGAAUACGCCUAUUUAAUGCUUUGCAUGCCAAACGUAUCGAGCCGCGCCUGACCGUGUACGUGUGUGCGGGCGGCGGCGUGUACAGUGCGCUCUACCUGCACAGCUGUCGCGCGCACGAGAUGCUGCACAAGCUCAGAGCGCUCCUCCACAACUCUGUGAACAAGUGCGCUCUACCUGCACAGCUGUCGCGUGCACGAGAUGCUGCACAAGCUCAGAGCGCUCCUCCACAACUCUGUGAACAAGGUCAUGUACUGUAUGACGUGUACAGUGCGCUCUACCUGCACAGCUGUCGCGCGCACGAGAUGCUGCACAAGCUCAGAGCGCUCCUCCACAACUCUGUGAACAAGGACUUUGAAACAGUAUUGGUAUUGGGGCCCAAUGGUGCAAGGGUUCGUUUGACAGACGACCUGGUUCGCCACAUGCCUGACAAUUCCACUUACCGGUUGGAACAGCUGGAGGACAACACUUUGUUACUGAGCGCAACCAGCAACUAG
Molecule: messenger RNA, 2274 nt
Organism: Parnassius apollo (apollo)
Lineage: Eukaryota; Metazoa; Arthropoda; Insecta; Lepidoptera; Papilionidae
Source: the annotation of a GenBank genome assembly